CCCACCUGCUGAGAGGUCACAGUAAAUUUACUUAAAGGAGCCAUCAAAAAAGACAAACUGCCAUUCAGAUCACAGAAUCAAAAGAUGAGUGAAGACGACUUGUGUAAGAAAUCUGUGUCCAUGAUCUCCAAGAAAGGGAGACGUGAUGAAGACGUCAGCGCUCUGUCUGGACCAGACCUCUUGAUGGACAUUCAGGCCAGUCUCCAGCCCGCUCCCAUUGAUGAUGGUAUUAAAGGUCUCCAUGAGACACACAGAGGUGGUGUAUCUGAGUCUACAAGAUCUCUGGAGGAUCAGACUUCCCCUGGAGAUCCAUGCACCAGAGCUGUGGGCUUUGAGACUCGAUACACAGAGCUGGUGGUCUUUAAACAAUUCAAAAGAACCUACAGUGAGUGGCAACAUGAACUGGAGAAGAUGGGGAGACAACAUGCAGAGCUAAUAAAGGUGUGGACAAAAGAGAAAUGUGAGCGAAUCUGGACUGAGCAGCUUUUCAGGAGGAGUCCAAGAAGCGAGACAGACCCUCACAUUGUAGUGGUCAGUGGGGUGGCUGGAAUUGGGAAGACCACCAUGGUUCAGAAGAUCAUGUUUGACUGGGCCAGAGGCACUCAGUACCAGAGGUUUGCAUUUGUGUUCCUGUUUAAAUUCAGGGAGCUCAACCUACUAGACACAGAGACAGAGCCACAGAUGUCUCUGACCAGACUGAUUGUAAGGCACUAUAAAUAUCUCAAUGACUCAAAGUUGAGAGAAAUCCUUCAGAAACCUGAAUCUCUCCUCUUUAUAUUUGAUGGACUGGAUGAGUACAAACACAAACUGGACUUCACACAGCAGCGGCUCUGCUCAAACAUAGAUGACUACUUUCCUGUUCACUCCCUGGUCACUAGUUUGGUCAGAAGGACAUUACUGAAGGGCUGUACAGUCCUGAUAACCACCAGACCAACAGCCCUGGAGACCCUGGACAUGGAGAGAGUUGAUCGAUUUGCAGAGAUCCUGGGGUUCUUCCCUGAACAAAGGCUGAUGUACUUUAAGAAGUUCUUUGGUGAUGCUGAUCAGGGCUCUGAGGCUUUUCAGUACGUGGAGGAGAACGAAAUCCUGUACACCAUGUGCUUCAACCCCUCGUACUGCUGGAUUAUCUGCUCUGUGCUGAAGAGCCACUUCAUGACACCUGAAGAAGAGCGAGGAGCUGCACCCAAAACUGUCACUUUGCUGUUUGUGAUGUUCCUUCACAACAUCCUCACUAAUCACAGACGAGAAGCCAAGAACCAGCAAGAGAUUCUGGUCAAACUAGGAAAGAUGGCUUAUUAUGGGGUGGUGAACAGGACUCUUGUGUUUUAUGACAAGUUUGAGAUGUCCACCUUUGGUCUCCAGCCCGUCCAGUCCUCUACAUUCCUCUCAGGGUUCCUCAAAGAAAUCCUUCAGAGGGAAAGCACUCUGGAGCACACAACGUACACAUUCUACCACCUCACCCUGCAGGAGUUCAUGGCCGCCUGCUCCUUCUACCUCGAUCCAUCAGGGGGCAUCGAGGAGCUGCUUGAGAAGUUGGACUCAUGUAAAGAUGGCCGGUUUGAGAUUCUCACUCGAUUCCUGGCAGGACUGGCCAGGGAUUCUGUGUUUAAAACACUGGGGGGAGUCAUGGGGGAGUUUAAGAUGAAGACAGCAAAGCAGAUACUGGAGUGGGUGAAGAAGAAAGCUGAAGAGGCGCUACAGGGAGGACAUAAAAGUGAAGCUCUGAGUGUGUCAGUGGCUCUAUGA
This is a messenger RNA of Polypterus senegalus (gray bichir), 1746 nucleotides long. Its product is annotated as NACHT, LRR and PYD domains-containing protein 3-like. The coding region runs from base 85 to 1746 and encodes 553 amino acids. NCBI's taxonomy places the organism in Eukaryota, Metazoa, Chordata, Cladistia, Polypteriformes, Polypteridae. The record is from RefSeq and is a predicted model, not a curated record. Gene Ontology annotation, cellular component: cytoplasm. The transcript has 3 exons.